AUGUUUUUGUUCCUCCUUUGUCAGGUCAACAGUUUUGAGAUUCCCCCAGAAUAUAAUAAAUUGGAAUUUGCUAAGAAUAAAAAAGAUUAUGAUGUUACAGACUUAUCAUCUCUUGUUGAUACAGUCGCCAACGAAUUUCAUCUUGAAAGAGAUAGAGUUGAAUUCUUUUUCGGACGCUGCAAAUGGGCAUCUUCCUCCAAACAGCUCUUCAGCAGGAUGGAUAUGACUCAGACUGAUAUCAAUACAAAAUUUACAUAUCUUGGAGGAACUGUGAUCAGAGUUAUAAAAGUUGGUAGUAUAUACGUUGUUAGAGUUCGCCAGAUAACUGCAACCACAAAAUAUUUUAGCCGACCUUGGGUUCAUCUCACAGGAACCCAAAUUACUAAUAUUUUUAACUGGAUGUAUAGCAGUAUUUCAAAUGUUAUUGAUUAUUAUAAAAAAUACACUUGA
Trichomonas vaginalis G3 is the source of this 450-nucleotide messenger RNA. RefSeq lists its product as uncharacterized. The transcript has a single exon. NCBI's taxonomy places the organism in Eukaryota, Parabasalia, Trichomonadida, Trichomonadidae. Bases 1 to 450 code for a protein of 149 amino acids. The record is from RefSeq and is a predicted model, not a curated record.